Synchiropus splendidus (mandarinfish) is the source of this 4119-nucleotide messenger RNA. RefSeq names its product glycine dehydrogenase (decarboxylating) (gene gldc). Bases 559 to 3624 code for a protein of 1021 amino acids. The transcript has 26 exons. Gene Ontology annotation, cellular component: glycine cleavage complex; mitochondrion. Gene Ontology annotation, biological process: glycine decarboxylation via glycine cleavage system. NCBI's taxonomy places the organism in Eukaryota, Metazoa, Chordata, Actinopteri, Syngnathiformes, Callionymidae. The record is from RefSeq and is a predicted model, not a curated record. Gene Ontology annotation, molecular function: glycine dehydrogenase (decarboxylating) activity; glycine binding; pyridoxal phosphate binding.
UCACAGCCUCUAAGAAAUGAAGUGAUGAGUUCAAUCUGAUGCGCUAAUGAAUUUAGCAAACAACUGAACAAAUUCCCACAGGACAACACAAACAGAUACUCAACGGACAGUUGAGUAUCAGAACAACUGUUCCUGUCAACACUUUUACUUCUUUGUUUUGACUAAUGUUGCAGUAUGACAUAAUUACAAUCAUAGUAUCGUCUGAGAUGUUUUGUCCUGCAUGCACAUGGAAGGAAAUGGUGAAGUGGGAGCAUGGAUUGAUCCGAACUGUAGACUGAUCUCCAGUAUCGCUCAUCUAAUUACUAGAGAGGAACUACACAUUCACUGGUGACCUGAACGAAAGCGUCAGUCAGAGUGACACCUCUUUAUUGUGCGCUUCUUUGGCACGCGAGGAAGUUUUCCAGCUGCCUGACCGGGGCUCGCCACUACGUCACGCCAACGCUCGCCAAUGAUUGGCUGAUUCUUGUGCAACCGUGCACUUGUAUAAAACUCUGUUGGAGUUGGAAGAAGAGGAAAGAGGCCGGGAGGUGCCUUGUCGGACUGCAGGUUCUCCUCAAGAUGCAGAGCUGCGCCAAGUCAUGGGGGGUCUUCCUGGCCAUGUCGGUGAAACCCGGCCGCAGGAGCCUCAAUGACAAGACCCGCAUGAUUUGGAAACUCUGGCGACCGAGCGGAGUUGCAUCUCGGGGGCUCCACAGCACCGCGUGGGUCUGCUCCAGGCAAAUCGAGAGAAUCCUACCGAGGCACGAUGACUUCGCUGAGCGGCACAUCGGUCCAGGGGAGAGGGAGAAGAGAGAAAUGCUGGACGUCCUCGGAGUCGAGUCGGUUGAUCAGUUGAUCGAAAACACAGUGCCGCCAUCCAUCAGGAUGCAGCGCGCCAUGAAAAUGGAUGACCCAGUCUGUGAAAAUGAGAUUCUUGAGUCUCUGCAGAAGAUUGCGUCCAAGAACAAAGUGUGGCGCUCGUACAUUGGCAUGGGCUACUACAACUGCUCAGUCCCACCACCGAUCCAGAGGAAUCUUUUGGAAAACUCUGGCUGGGUGACCCAGUAUACUCCCUAUCAGCCUGAGGUUUCCCAGGGUCGCUUGGAGUCUUUGCUGAACUACCAGACGAUGAUCUGUGACAUCACAGGGUUACCUGUGGCCAACGCCUCACUGCUAGAUGAGGCCACAGCUGCUGCUGAAGCCAUGCAGCUCUGCCACAGACAAAACAAGAGGAGAACCUUCUAUAUUGACCCUCGCUGCCAUCCGCAGACCAUUGCUGUGGUCCAGACCAGAGCAAACUACAUCGGUGUGAAAACGAUGCUGAAGUUGCCACAUGAGAUGGACUUCAGUGGGAAAGAUGUGAGUGGGGUUCUCUUCCAGUACCCUGACACCGAUGGCCGAGUGGAAGACUUCACUGCACUUGUGGACCAUGCUCACAAGGCUGGGGCGCUGGCCUGCUGUGCCACUGAUUUGCUGGCUCUGUGUAUCCUGCGUCCUCCCGGAGAGUUCGGCGUUGACAUCGCGUUGGGAAGCGCCCAGAGGUUUGGUGUGCCUCUAUGCUACGGUGGACCUCACGCUGCAUUUUUUGCUGUCAGGGACAACCUGGUCCGAAUGCUCCCUGGCAGGAUGGUGGGGGUCACAAGAGAUGCGGCUGGUAAAGAAGUGUACCGCCUCGCUCUGCAGACCAGAGAGCAGCACAUUCGCAGAGACAAGGCAACUAGUAACAUCUGCACCGCACAGGCUCUGCUGGCCAACAUGGCUGCGAUGUACACCUUAUAUCAUGGCCCGCAGGGCCUGAAACACAUCGCGGAACGGACACACAGUGCUACUCUGAUCCUGGCUGAAGGACUGAAGAGAGCUGGCCACAGGCUGCACAACGAUAUGUUCUUUGACACAUUGAAGGUCAACUGUGGCAUCAUGGCCAAGGACAUCCUGGAGAGAGCUGUACAGAGAGAGAUCAACCUGAGGGUCUUCUCUGAGGGUGUGUUGGGUGUCUCUCUGGAUGAGACGGUGACAGAGAGAGACCUGGACGACUUGCUGUGGGUGUUUGGCUGCGAGUCGUCAGCUGAGCUGAUUGCUGAGAAGAUGGGUGAGAGGAUGAAGGGCAUCAUGGGAACUCCCUUUAAGAGGACGAGCAAGUACUUGACACACCAGGUCUUCCACAGUUAUCACUCAGAGACCAACAUUGUACGCUACAUGAAGCGCCUUGAGAACAAGGACAUCUCAUUGGUUCAUAGCAUGAUCCCUCUGGGAUCCUGCACCAUGAAGCUGAACAGCUCCUCAGAGCUUAUGCCAAUCACAUGGAAGGAAUUUGCAAACAUCCACCCGUUUGUGCCUCUAGAUCAGGCAGAGGGCUACCAGAAACUCUUCAGACAGCUGGAGAAAGAUCUGUGUGAAGUAACAGGCUAUGACAAGAUCUCCUUCCAACCCAACAGCGGCGCUCAGGGAGAAUAUGCUGGCCUGGCAGCCAUCAAAGCUUACCUGAACUCAAUGGGGCAAAGUGCCAGAAGUGUGUGUCUGAUUCCCAAAUCUGCUCACGGCACAAACCCAGCCAGCGCUCAGAUGGCAGGAAUGAAGGUGCAGGUGGUGGAGGUAGACAAAGAUGGCAACAUUGACAUGGCACAUCUAAAAUCCCUGGUGGACAAGCACAAGGCUAGUCUUGCUGCAAUGAUGAUCACAUAUCCUUCCACGUUUGGCGUGUUUGAGGAGCAGAUUGGAGACGUUUGUGAGUUAAUUCAUCAAAAUGGCGGUCAAGUGUACCUGGAUGGCGCCAACAUGAACGCUCAGGUCGGUUUGUGUCGACCCGGUGAUUAUGGCUCAGAUGUUUCCCACCUCAACCUUCACAAGACCUUCUGUAUCCCUCACGGUGGCGGAGGACCCGGCAUGGGCCCCAUCGGAGUUAAGCAGCACUUGGCUCCAUUCCUGCCAAGCCACCCGGUGGUCUCCAUGCAGUCAGUCAACUGCAGCAGCUCGCUCGGAACCAUCAGUGCCGCGCCAUGGGGCUCCAGCGCCAUCUUGCCUAUCUCGUGGGCCUACAUCAAGAUGAUGGGGUCAAAAGGUCUGACACAUUCUACAGAGGUGGCCAUUUUGAAUGCCAACUAUAUGGCCAAAAGGCUCGAAAGUCACUUCAAGAUACUCUACAGAGGCAGGAAAGGUUUUGUUGCUCAUGAGUUCAUUGUAGACCUGCGUCCGUUCAAGAAGACAGCAAACAUUGAGGCGGUUGAUGUGGCCAAGAGGCUGCAGGAUUACGGCUUCCAUGCACCCACCAUGUCAUGGCCGGUGGCUGGAACUUUGAUGAUCGAGCCCACAGAGUCAGAGGACAAAGCUGAACUUGAUCGGUUUUGUGAUGCCUUACUGGGCAUACGGCAGGAGAUAGCCGACAUUGAGGAGGGACGGAUGGACUCUCGUACCAACCCACUCAAAAUGGCCCCACACUCUUUGGCCUGCAUUUCUUCCUCAACUUGGGACAGACCAUACUCCAGAGAGUUCGCUGCCUUCCCGUUGCCCUUCAUCCGCCCCGAGACCAAAUUCUGGCCAUCCAUUUCCAGAAUAGACGACAUCUACGGCGACCAGCACUUGGUGUGCACUUGCCCGCCCAUGGACGUGUAUGAGUCCCCUUAUGAGGAGAAAAGGGCUUCAUCAUGAAUGGCAAGAGGACAACGUAAGAGAUUCUUAACUUAUUUCAGAUCUAGUCCCCUCAUGAAGCAAAAUUAUAUUCUGCUGUAUCGCUUGGCAUUUAUCGGCAUAAAAGAACAUGCCAGCUGAUUGGAAUUGAAAGUGGGAAUUGAAUAUGACGUUUGCAAAACCUUUAACCUCUCGUUUCUCAUCUCUCUCAAUGGACCAAAGGUGCAUCCCAAAUUAAAAUGCAUCCAGCUCAAAGUAAAUCUGCCCUCAGUGCCUUUUGACUGUUGAAUCAAACUGCCAAAAUGUGGAUUAUUCAUAACCUUUUUUUUUUUUUUACAUGUGCAUGGUUUUAAAUGUGUCAUAGUUGAGGCUGUGAUUUUACGUGUUUCUAAUCUGUUGUCUGUAGGAACUAAAUUUGAAAUGUCUUAAAAAAAAAGUUUGGUUGGCGUGAUGACGGUGAAAAUAAAAUGCCAAAAUGUGAAAUGUCUCUUUCCAUUAAAAUAGACGUGAAUAAAA